UAAACAGUACUUGGUAUAUUAGAAUGAGAUUAGAAAUCGACUUGUCUCUUUAGCUAGAUACCUAGGAUACUUAGGAUACACGUGUCAGUUUUAAGCAUUUUUAAAACGGUUUGCACCGGUAGAAGGAGUGUCGUGACUUGCUUGAGCAGGAUACCGGAGUAGAAAACAGCCUAUUUAGUAAGCGACAUGAACUGAAUCUAGGUUUAACGACCUACAAUUCUACACCAACUAGACUAUUGAUCGAGGACAUGCACCAUUCAUAACUAGAGUUAUGUGAUAUUAAAAACAGUGCAGUGUUUAAACAUCAAAUUGUAUACAGGUAAGAUGUAAUACUAUAUGUCAGGUAUUCAUCUCCAGUAAAUAUAGCGAUAAUAACCAUACAGGUAAAAUUUCACCUAUGGAAACAGUAGUCAAUUCAAUAUUUCAAUGAAUACUCCCCGAAAAUAAAUUGUUAUCUGAAUGUAAUUGGUGCGAACAGACCAUCAACAUGGUGAUGUUUGGUGUACUAUGGGCUUGGUACUUAACAUCAGCUCUAUGUUCGGCACAAACAGAAGCCCCAACGUCUAAUUUUAGUACAGCCUGCUAUGGUACACCAGGUAAUGGCUGUACUGAUCAUACACUGAUCUGUGCACCAUCAUUAGUAAUAUCAAUAACUAAUAUAAGGUUUGGAUACAGACGUGGUUGUGCUGGUAAUGGUAUAUCGAACUGUGGUGAUAUUACAUGUUGUAGUGACCGACGUGGAGAUUGUUUUACACCCGUCAAUCAAACUCUACUCUCAGAACUACAAGAUAUAUGUGAUGGAGAAGCAUUGUGUAUUCUUGAUAGUGAUAGUGGUUUGAAUGAGACAUCUGCAUAUUGUGGAAUUGGUAAUAUACGUCAUUCAUACCAGAGGAUUGAUUAUCUUUGUGUUCCUGGCAAUUCGUCUUACACAAUUGAUUCGACCGUUGAAACUACACCAUCAUCAACAGUUAUUACUGACUCAUCUAGUCGAGCAACCAGUACAAAUACACAAGGGUCAUCGUCCUUAUCUCAGCCUACAGAUGGAGCUCGAUCACCGUCAAGCGUUUCUGUCAUUACAGUAACUCCUGACCAAGCUUCACCUACAAACACUACACCAUCAACAACAACAGCUUCUACUAACACAUCUAGCCAAGCCCCGCGUACCAAUACCACAUCACCAUCAACAAUUUCUACAGACACGUCUAGCCAAAAUACAUCACCAUCAACAAUUUCUACUGACACAUCUAGCCAAGCUCCGCGUACAAAUACACACGCCUCACCUCCCUCCUCACAACCCACAGCUGAAACUACAUGGACGUCCACUGGUUUCACUAACGAAUUACCACCCAACCAAGCUUCACGUACCAAUACACAAGGUAAAGACGUAGGAGCUAUCGCUGGUGGAAUAGUCGGUGUUAUACUAGUUAUUGCUAUUGUUGCUGCUGUCAUAUUCUUUAUUAAAAGGCGACAAUCAGAUCGAGAACCAUCAAAAGAUAUUCAAGUUAAUAAAAAUGGUUCUAAUCAACAUCAAAACACCAGUCCUGUUACCAACCCGACCCCUAGCGGGAAAGAUAAUCUUGCACAACAAACAACAGGAGAAGACAAUUAUAUCAACAUCGCAAUGAGCGGUGUGACGUCAGACGAUGAAUAUCAUCAUCUAAAGGGACCUAACUCUAAUAAACCAAGCGUUCCAGAUAGUAAUUAUAAUCAAGUUGGUUCAUUUAAUCCAGGGGAGCAUAAUUACCAACAUAUUGGAGAAUACAAACCUCAGAGUGUUACUGAAGAUACAUACUCUCACAUCAGUGAACAAAAUAACACUGGUGUGAUUAGUAGUGACAAUAACAAUAUUGAAGGUCACAAUACUGAUGAUCCCAACCAUAUCGGUGGAGACAAUAACACUGGUCACGAUAAUGAUGAUGACCAACUUAUCGUCAUCAAGAUGUGAUAAACAUUUAUAUUGGAAGUUGUAAUAACGAAAGACUUUAUAGUCAAUAAUAAUAAUAAUAAUAACGAUAAUAAUGAAAAUGACAUGAAAUGCGGUUUAAAGUUUGACUCUUCUGCUCCGGAGACGGAACGAUACUAAUAAUAAUAUUAAUAAUAUCGUCAUUUAUAAUUAAGUGCUGGCUGUUGUAUUCACUGUUUAUUUAUAGAUCAGGGUUUUGAAACACGAGUGUGUUAAGUUGAGAUUCAAAACAAACGACACACUGACGUUAAUUAUUACAUUGACUGUGGUAGGUAAUUUUGGAACUUACAUAUGAUUCAAUUUUAUAUCAAUAAUUCGCUUGCUGUGGGUGGAAACCGGAGGACCCGGAGACAAUCCACGAACUUGGACAGGCGACCCUACUCCUUGUCACGUACAACUGGGGAAUCGAACCACGCUAGUUGACUCAAUGACAGACUUUAUGAUACAACUCGCACAGGCUAACCAUGCAGUCCCCGCCCCCCUCAAGAGAAAGGACCCAGCAUAGGACAGAGAAAGAGGGAAGGUUUCAUAUGAUUCAAUUUUAUUUAAAUAAUUCGCUUUCGCGUAAGGGUUUUCUGCAGUGAUAGGAAACCGGAGGACUCGGAGAAAACCCACGAGGUUGGACAGGCGACCCUACUCCUUGUCACGUACAACUAGGGAAUCGAAACCACGCCAGUUGACUCAAUGACAUACCUUAUGAUACAGCGCACACCUGCUAACCAUUCGCCCCCCCCCCCCCCAGCAAGAGAAAGGACCCAACAUAGGAUACAGUACGUUUUCCAUUUUGUAAGGAAAUAGUCAAUCCGAUCAAAGUACAGAUCUAUAUUUCGUUUCGUUUUUUUAUAUAUUCAAUGGCGUGCGCUGCAUGAAAAUCUAAACGGUUGUAAUAUGAGGUCUCGUCAGUUAUCAUGCGAGCGUCUUCUGACUUUCGAUUAAUUAGUCAGCGUUGAUGUUUCUACUGGGAUACCCACAAUUCCGUGCAGCGCACGCCAUGAACUCGCCGUAACAGACCGUUUCAUUGGUUAAUCCCUCACGUCAAUCAGAACGCUGUUUAUAUAACAACUCUUCCAGAUCCUAGUGUAGUAAAGACAAGUAAAACGAAAUUUUGAACUACAUGUAUAAGAAACGAAAUAGGAUCUGUGUUUUAAUCCGAUUGGUUAAUAGUUUGAGAUUAUAGAAGAUGUUUUCCUGUGAAUGGAGAUUUCUGUUGGUAGCACUGCGCUGGGCUCUAAUGGACUUUGGUGAAAAUGUUCAAUUCGGAAAUAGAAACAACCAGUCGUUUAUAGUCGACUAUAAUUGAGUUGUGUUUCUUAUAUUGUUCGGACGGAUGAUUCGUUGGUUCAAAAUAUUUCAUGUCCAGAAUAUCUACGGUAGGAAAUUGAGCACGCAAAACGUUUAUAGAAUGUUAUCAUAUCGAUUACCUCAUUACGGACAAAUAUCAUAAAACCCAAAGGUCACUUGCCAUUUAUCGGCAGGGUUAAUUGGGAAAUGCGUGACUAUAAUGUAGAAAGCGUAAGAAACAGAGCCUGUUUCCAUUAUGUUUCCUUUAACUCGUGUCACAUGUCGUAGCCAACGCCAAUAGACCAUGAUACCGCUGACUUGAUACAUGAAGUUACUAACUAUUGUUAAUCUGUAACAUUUCCAAUAUCACUUUAUAAUAAACCUCUUAAUUUGUAACAUUUCCAAUACCACUUUUUUUUUUUUAUUAAACCUCUUAAUUUGAACUGUUCACGUAUUUCACAAAACAUACUUUACAGAAAUUAGAAUAGUUCUUUAAAAAAGUGAAAAUAAAUCACCUUGCAUACAUUCAUAUUACAUUAACAGGUGCUUUUAGAACAAAUAAUAAACAGGGGAGUAAAGCAUGAAAAUCACUACAAGAUUUCACUUUGCUAUAAUAUUUUUCUUUUCGUUAUUGUUAUGUUUGACAAUAAACCUGUUACUCCUACUUUAUAUUAAUAAUUAUUUCUUUCGUCAAUGACAAUCAAAGUCGUUAAUGAUGCGUGAAAAUCUCGGAAUAUACACUAUUAAUGUACACAUUGUUCAUACGGUUUCAAUCGUAACAAAACAUCAUCCACUGAUUUUUGUUUUUAAUAUAUCUUACUUUGAUUUAAUAUUUUCCUUUCAUGUCGUAGUAAAUAAAUUAUAACUUUAUGCCACAGACCAUGACACUUUCUUAUAAAU
Messenger RNA from Patella vulgata (common limpet), 4144 nucleotides. RefSeq lists its product as uncharacterized. The transcript has 8 exons. The record is from RefSeq and is a predicted model, not a curated record. NCBI's taxonomy places the organism in Eukaryota, Metazoa, Mollusca, Gastropoda, Patellidae. Bases 488 to 1945 code for a protein of 485 amino acids.